AUGAGGCCGUCGCUACUCUCGAUCGCCUCGCAGGCUCUCGGCAUGUGCUCUGCCGUAUUAACAGGCACUAUCGUAGGUCGUCCUCCUACGUUUGUCAUUGAAUCUCACAAGAGAGACAAGCUUCAAGAUAUUGUGACCUGGGACGAGCACUCGCUCUUUGUCUACGGGGAGCGCGUGAUGAUUUUCUCUGGGGAGAUUCAUCCCUUUCGACUACCUGUCCCAUCCCUCUGGCUAGACCUUUUCCAAAAGGCCAAGGCGAUAGGUCUCAACACGGUAUCAUUCUACGUCGACUGGGCUCUGGUUGAGGGGAAAGCCGGCAACUUCAGCCCUGAGGGCGUCUUCGAUCUCCAGCCGUUCUUCGACGCCGCGACCAAGGCGGGCGUGUAUCUCAUUGCCCGGCCUGGGCCGUACAUCAACGCUGAGGUCUCUGGCGGCGGGUUCCCCGGCUGGCUGUCGAGGAUUCGAGGGAAGUUGAGAACCACGGACCCUGAAUUUCUUUCGGCGACAGAUAACUACAUGGCGAAGAUCUGCAGCAUCAUUGCCAAGGCUCAAAUCACCAACGGAGGACCAGUCAUUCUGUUCCAGCCAGAAAACGAAUACACAAACUUCGAGAACGGGAGUAGUGUUGAUGGGCAAUACUUUCAGUACGUCAUCGACCAGGCACGUAAAGCUGGAAUUGUCGUGCCACUCAUCAGCAACGAUGCCAGACCUCUGGGGCACAAUGCUCCUGGAACGGGCGUAGGGGCAGUGGAUAUCUAUCAACUCACCUCUGACGAGUCUAGGGAUAUGACGCCUACCCCUUGGGAUUUAAUUGCGUGUGUGGCCCUGCACUUCACCUUACACAACUUAGCAUCUCUUACUGAUAACCGAAACGCAGGCGAGUCCGAAUACUUUCAAGGUGGCUCGUUCGAUGCAUAUGGCGGGUCUGGUUUCGAAAACUGCGCAUCAUUAGUAAACCAUGAAUUCCAGCGCGUGGUUUACAAGAAUAAUUACGCGUCUGGUGUCACUAUAUUUAACAUCUACAUGCUUUUCGGGGGUACAAACUGGGGUAACUUGGGGCACCCAGGGGGCUAUACAUCUUAUGACUACGGGGCAGCGAUCACAGAAGAAAGAGGCGUUGGCAGAGAGAAGUUCUCCGAACUGAAGCUUGAAGCCCAGUUCUUGAAAGUCUCACCUUCUUAUUUGACCGCCACACCUCACAACUCAACGGUGGGUGUUUACAGCAAAACUCCAGACAUUACCGUGACGCCGCUUUUGGGAAAUAAGACGGGCUCGUUUUUCGUCGUACGCCAUAGUAACUACUCAAGCCUGGCCACGACAGACUAUACCGUGCGGUUGCCGACAUCCGAGGGAAACAUUACGGUCCCCCAAUUCCGCACGCUGCUUCAACUUGGACGCCGCGACUCCAAGGUCAUUGUCACUGACUAUCAAGUCGGCAACGUGACUCUCCUCUACUCGACCGCGGAGAUUUUCACGUGGAAAGAGUACAAAAGUCAGACGGUUCUUGUCGUUUAUGGUGGCCGCGACGAGACUCACGAGAUGGCGAUCAAGACGGCUGCGACGCCUCUCAUGGUCGAGGGCACCAGUGUUGAUCACAAUUAUGUCAACAAUACCUUGGUCUUGACGUGGACGACUUCGAAGACUAGGAGGGUUGUCCAAGUCGACCGUUUAUUUGUAUACAUCCUAGAUCGCAAUUCUGCGUACAAUUACUGGGUAACAGACAAGCCCGGCGGAGGCAGCCAACCUUCCUACGGAACGUCAAUCAUGAACCCCGAAUCUCUAAUCGUCAACGGCGGCUACCUUAUCAGAUCGUUCUCGAUCCAGGGCGGCACACUCAGGGUUGAAGGCGACUUCAACCGCACCACCGAGAUCGAAAUAAUUGGCGUCGAUGACGGGAUGGCCAAGUUAGAAGUCAACCGGAAACGAGUAGAGCACACAACAAACAACCUGACAAACUGGAUAGCUCGACCGUCCCUCGUGGACAGCCCCUUCGCCGUUCCAGACUUGAGGACGCUCAGCUGGACAUUCCUCGACUCGCUCCCGGAAAUCCGCCCGGGUUACGACGACUCCGCCUGGCCGCUCGCAAGCCACACCACCACGAACAACACCAUUGCUAACCUCACGACCCCUGUUUCCCUCUUCGCCUCGGACUACGGCUUCCAUGCGGGCACUCUUGUCUUCCGGGGCCACUUCGCCGCCGCCGGCACCGAAAACAAGCUCAGCAUCACAACCCAGGGGGGCGCGGCCUUCGCGAGCGCCGUCUGGCUCAACGACACCUUCCUUGGCUCCUUCGCCAACGGGCACGACGAUCCCGCGGGGGACAACAGCUCCAACUACACCAUGGCGAAUCUGACUGCCGGCGCGACGUACGUGCUCACCGUCCUCGUCGACACCAUGGGGCUCGAGGAGAACUUCCUCAUCCCGGCCGACGUGAUGAAGAAUCCGCGCGGCAUCAUGGAUUACAGCAUCACGUCGCCGUCUGGCGCACGGACGAACGUCUCGACGUGGAAGGUAACGGGGAACCUCGGCGGCGAGGACUACGCGGACCGGUCUCGGGGCCCGCUGAACGAAGGAGGUCUCUUCUUCGAGCGUCAGGGGUUCCACCUGCCCUCGCCGCCCGCGGCCGCGUUCACGGCGCAACGUUCGCCGUUCGACGGCACCGACGCCCCCGGCGUGGCGUUCUACGCCGCGACGCUCGACCUGCGUCUCCCCGCCUCGGACCUCGACAUUCCCUUGGCGUUCGUCCUGGAUGACAUCGCAACCAACGCGGACGCGGACGCGGACGCGACGGCGGCCUACCGGGCGACGCUCUACGUCAACGGUUUCCAGUACGGGAAGUACGUGAGCAACGUCGGCCCGCAGACGAGGUUCCCCGUGCCGGAGGGCAUCCUCCGGUACCAAGGGACCAACUGGGUCGGGCUGGCGGUCUGGGCUCUCGGGAGAGGCGGGGCGCGCGUGCGGGGGUUCCGGCUGGAUGUCGGGGAGGUGGUGACGACGGGGCGGGAGGAGGUGAGGAUUGUCGACGGCGCGAGCUGGAGCCAGAGGGCGGCGGCGUACUAG
Messenger RNA from Colletotrichum higginsianum IMI 349063, 3060 nucleotides. RefSeq names its product Beta-galactosidase. Bases 1 to 3060 code for a protein of 1019 amino acids. Gene Ontology annotation, molecular function: beta-galactosidase activity. NCBI's taxonomy places the organism in Eukaryota, Fungi, Ascomycota, Sordariomycetes, Glomerellales, Glomerellaceae. Gene Ontology annotation, biological process: carbohydrate metabolic process. Gene Ontology annotation, cellular component: vacuole. The record is from RefSeq and is a predicted model, not a curated record. The transcript is spliced from 7 exons.